Messenger RNA from Onychomys torridus (southern grasshopper mouse), 414 nucleotides. RefSeq names its product 60S ribosomal protein L28-like. Bases 1 to 414 code for a protein of 137 amino acids. Gene Ontology annotation, biological process: translation. Gene Ontology annotation, molecular function: structural constituent of ribosome. Gene Ontology annotation, cellular component: cytosolic large ribosomal subunit; ribosome. Lineage: Eukaryota; Metazoa; Chordata; Mammalia; Rodentia; Cricetidae. The transcript has a single exon. The record is from RefSeq and is a predicted model, not a curated record.
AUGUCUGUGCAUCUGCAAUGGAUGGUCGUUCGGAAAUGCUCCAGUUUCCUCAUCAAGAGGAAAAAGCAGACGUACAGCACUGAGCCCAAUAAUCUGAAGGCCCGCAACUCUUUCCGCUACAACGGGCUGAUUCACUGCGAGACUGUGGGAGUGGAGACCACAGCCGAAGGCAAAGGGGUCGUGGUGGUCAUGAAAUGCAGAUCGGGUCAGCGAAGACCAUCCACUUCUUAUGUAAAGACCACCAUCAACAAGAAUGCAUGGGCCACCCUCAGCAGCAUCAGGCACGUGAUCCAAAAGAACAAGUACCGCCCUGAUCUGUGCAUGGCAGUCAUCCGCAGGGCCAGGGCCAUCCUUCCAAGCCAGAAGCCCAUGGUGGUGAAGAGGAAACGGCCCUGUCCAACCAGGAGCUCCUGA